Molecule: messenger RNA, 2043 nt
Organism: Maudiozyma barnettii
Lineage: Eukaryota; Fungi; Ascomycota; Saccharomycetes; Saccharomycetales; Saccharomycetaceae
Gene: POL12
Product: DNA-directed DNA polymerase alpha subunit POL12
Exons: 1
Coding region: 1-2043 (680 amino acids)
Biological process (GO): DNA replication; DNA replication initiation
Cellular component (GO): alpha DNA polymerase:primase complex
Molecular function (GO): DNA binding
Source: RefSeq, a predicted model, not a curated record
AUGGAAAUGAUCCAAGACCCUGAGGAAAUUAUAGUCAAAUUUGGGAAUGAGGCAAAUCAACCUGAGAUAAUAUCUGGACUACAGGACCUGGCUAAAUUACAUGCUAUUUCUAUAGAGGAUUUAUAUAUCAAAUGGGAACAAUUUGCCUGCCAGAAGCCGCAUGUUUUGACCAGGGUGACUGCAAAAAGUCUCGAUCCAUUCAAGCGCUUCCUACAAGAGGAAAUAGAGAAACGUGCAAACUCUUCAGUGGGCAAUGUAUCAAACAACAUUAAUCAUUUAUCAGGCACAAAGAGACCAAAAAUGCUGAAGGGAAUUAAUAAUAAUUCUUCAUUAUUUGGGUUUAACAUAUCUAAAACUCCAAUAUCGGGCAAAAAGAGAAAAUUAGGAGCUUUCAACGAUGCCCAUAAUAGUGACGGUUCUAUUAAACUAGAAUUUCAUGUUGAUGAUGUGAAUUCCACACCUAAAUCGAAGAGUGAAAUGAAUACCAUUUCUAUCAAAUCUGAAUCGAGCGUUGGUAUACCUCUAACAAAUACUAUAUAUUCAUCUGACAAAACGGGUAAAAUUUUGGACUCUUUGAACCCAGAAAAUAUGGAUAUAUCUGAAGGCUUUACACUUCAAGAUGACGAUACCAUUGAUACACAUGUCAGAAUUCAACUAUUAAACGACCCCGAAAAGUACAAGUUUAGAACCAUGAGACAAAAGCUUAUUGAAUGUUCUGAUGUAUUGGAUGAGCAAAUUGAGUUAUUUACUAAAUUUGCUAAAGAACAUUUAAAUAUUCCAGAUACUGAAUUUGGUGACCCAACUAUUCAAUCACAAGCGGAUGUAUAUGCUAUUGGAAGAAUCGUACCAGACUCACCCCAAUAUGACGGAUUUUUAAAUACUGAGUCUCUAGCGUUCGAAACUUCUAGAUUGAACGGUAUUGGUAGAAGAAUUCGUCUAAAUCUUGAACAAGUCGAAGAAGUUUCUUUGUUCUGUGGUCAAAUCGCUUUGUUAAAGGGGAAAAAUGCAAAUGGAGAUUACUUCUUGGUAGACAAGAUUCUAGAUAUUCCCUAUCCUGAUUUCCCACUGAGCUCCUCUGAUGAACUUUCGGAAUACUCUGAUUUAUUAAAUAAAAAAUCUUCUAAGGUUAUCGUUACUAGUGGACCAUAUAUUCCAGAAAAUAAUUUUGAUUUAAGUUACCUAACGAAAUUUGUUGAAAAAAUAAAUAUUGAUAUCAGGCCACAUAUUUUAAUUAUGGCUGGCCCAUUUAUUGAUACUACUAAUUCUAUGGUUAUGUCAGGUAAUCUACCACAUUUUGACAAUUUAAAGAUUCAACCAACUACACUGAACGAAUUAUUUGUAAAAUUAAUUUCCCCAAUUUUGAAAAAAAUCAACCCUUCAAUUCAGGUAAUACUAACACCUUCAACUAGAGAUGUUAUGUCGACACAUGCAUCAUAUCCUCAAGAAUCCUUCGAUAGAAAGGCUUUACAAUUACCUAAAAAUUUCAAAUGUUUUACGAACCCCUCUACGUUUCAACUCAAUGAAACAUACUUCGGUAACUCUAACUUAGAUAUAUUUAAGGAUAUGAAAGAGGUUACAAAAGGUGGAAAAACUACAAUGUCAAAUAGAUUUGACAGGGUCGCGGAACAUGUAUUACAACAACGUCGUUAUUACCCUCAAUUCCCUGGUUCCAUUAAGAAGAUGACAAUUGCUAAACCCAAAUCAGAGGAUAGCAGAAGUGCAGAUUCUAAAAUCUACAAACACAUUUCAGGUGCGGAUCUUGAGGUAGCAUACCUAGGUUUGACGGAAUUUGUUAGUAACAUUUCUCCUGAUAUAAUAAUCAUCCCUAGUGAAUUACUCCCAUUUGCAAGGGUAGUAAAGAAUGUGAUUAUGAUAAAUCCUGGUAAAUUUGUCAAACCGAAUGGAGCUAAUGGUACAUAUGCUCAAAUUUCGAUAAAAAGUCCUGAUGUGAAAGAUGGUUCGUUAACCGAAAUACCCGGAGAAGAAAGCUUAUAUCUCCAUAAUGUUUGGAAGAGAUCGAGAGUUGACGUUGUGACAAAUUGA